GUCGUCUUUACUCGCGUGUUCCCUCUAGCGGCCCUUCAAGUCACUGCAGUAGGCGGGGAGCUUAAAGAGAAAACGAAAGUGUCCUGUGGCGCCACAAAACGGGAGUGAUGAAGCUAAAAUGAUCGAGAUUUGAAAAGGCGGGAGAAACAAGACUUGGCAGCGGACACGUCACCUUUACAGGCAUCCAAAAAAAAGGCGUUUCCCCCUCAUGUUCAGGAUUUGACAGCCUGUCCUUUUCACUCAAAAUGGCCGUGGUGAGGCUGUUAGUGCUGUCUUUUCUCCAUGCAUAUGUUCUUGGACUGCAGCCCACCAUCAUUUCACAGCAGGCAUCAAACCCUCCUCAUGGAGAACAAUCUCCUUUCGAGACGGGCAAUCUGUCCUUCCCCUGGAGCCGCCUUCGCCUGCCAAGGUACAUCAUUCCUCUUCACUACCACAUCUUGGUGCACCCAAACCUCACCAGUCUCCGUUUCACCGGCUCUGUCACCAUCCAAAUUGACGUCCAGAACAACACAAAUUGGGUUGUGCUACACAGCAAGGAUCUGCAGAUCUCCAAGGCGACCAUAUUGGAUCAGAACCUUGCUCAUCUGUCUGAGCAGGUGCUGCCGUGUCUGCACAACACUGCCCAUGAGCAGAUAGGCAUUUUCUCUCCCCGGGUGCUCAGCAGCGGGCAGAAAUAUUACCUGUAUAUUGAGUUUGGAGCAGAGUUGGUGGAAGGCUUUCAUGGUUUCUAUAGAAGCACCUAUAGGACCAGUUCAGGAGAGAGGAGAACCUUAGCUUCCACUCACUUUGAACCUACGAGCGCUCGUAUGGCGUUCCCUUGCUUUGACGAGCCGAGCUUCAAAGCCAACUUCUCGGUGCGGAUCAGGAGGAGCCCUGAGUACAUUUCUUUGUCCAACAUGCCGAUAGUCAAGACAGUCGAAGUCGACAGUGGCCUGGUGGAGGACCAGUAUUCUGCAAGCGUCAAGAUGAGCACGUACCUCGUAGCGUUUGUCGUCUGCGAUUUUAAAUCCGUUACUGCAACAACAUCUUCUGGGGUGCAGGUGUCCAUCUAUGCUGAUCCGGAGAAAUGGUCCCAGACUCACUAUGCCUUGGAAGUUGCUGUGAAAAUGCUUGACUUCUAUGAGGAGUAUUUCAACAUAUUUUAUCCCCUACCCAAGCAGGAUCUGAUCGCCAUCCCAGACUUCCAGUCCGGUGCCAUGGAAAACUGGGGCUUGACCACCUACAGAGAGAUCAGCCUGCUUUAUGAUCCUCAUGUGUCGUCUGUUUCUGACAAACUGUGGGUUACCAUGGUGAUUGGGCAUGAGCUUGCCCACCAGUGGUUCGGUAACUUGGUGACCAUGAAGUGGUGGAAUGAUAUCUGGCUGAAUGAAGGGUUUGCCAGAUACAUGGAGUACAUUGCAGUUGAGGCUACUUACCCUGAACUCCAAGUGGAGGAAUAUCUACUGCACACAUGUUUUUCUGCAUUCGCUCAUGAUUCGCUGAACUCUUCUCGGCCCAUAUCCAGUCCAGCAGAGAGCCCUACUCACAUCAACGAGAUGUUUGACACUGUCUCCUAUGACAAAGGAGCAUGUAUCCUGCACAUGCUUCGCCACUUUCUAUCAGAAGAGGUGUUCCAAAGUGGGUUAGUGCGAUACCUCCGCAAAUACAGCUACAGAAAUGCACAAAAUCAAGACCUGUGGGACAGUCUGACCAACACAUGCUCAGAGGAGGAUUUUGUCUCGGGGAAGCACUGUUACAACCGAGAGCAAGCCCAUAAAAACUCCUACCUAUUUGCAGGAGAACACUUAGACUUGACCACCAUGAUGAACACUUGGACUCUGCAGAAAGGUGUCCCUCUGGUGAUCGUGAGAAGGGUCGGGCCGCGUCUGUUUCUCAAACAGGUCCGGUUCCUGAGGACCGCGCUGCCUUCUGACCCGAACUGGUCGACAUUGCAACACGGUUAUUUGUGGCAUAUCCCUCUGACUUACAAGGUUGAUACUUCCAGCACCAUCCAUAAACACCUGAUGACAACACAUACAGACAGCGUCUACGUAGGAGAGGAGGUCAGCUGGGUGAAGGUGAACGCGGACAUGACGGGCUACUAUGUGGUUCAUUAUGAGGAUGGCGGAUGGGAGGCGCUCACAAAGCUGCUGAGGGAAAACCACACUGCUCUGAGCUACAAAGACCGGACUCAUUUGAUCCACAAUGCAUUUCAACUGGUCACGGCAGGUUAUCUUCCACUUAAUAAGGCCUUGGAUUUAAUUGGUUAUCUACAAGUCGAGACACAUACAGUACCUCUUCUGGAAGGACUCGGCUACCUGGAAUUUUUUUAUCGUGUGAAUGAGAAACGGGGUGAUGUGGAACUGCUGCACAAGUUUAGGAUGCAUAUUCUCCACUUUUUCCGCGGAGUCAUCGACCAGCAGACAUGGAGCGACGAGGGCUCCAUGUCGAUGCGGCGUUUGAGGUCAGAGGUGCUGUCCUUGGCAUGCCAUCUGGACGACCCACCAUGUGUGGAAGAGGCACGUCGGCGUUUCAAAGACUGGCUUCAGUCCAAUGGAUCUCUCAAACUCCCCACUGAUGUAACCGAUACAGUGUAUGCAAUUGGUGCUCAGGACAACCAUGGGUGGGCCUCACUCUUGCACGUGUACGAGACCUCGCAGUCGGCAGCACAGAAAAACAAGAUUCUGUUCGCUUUGACUUCCAGCAGAGACACAAGCAAGUUAUACAGACUGUUGGACUUGGGUCUGGAAGGUCUGGUGAUACGAACUCAGGACCUAUCCACGCUCAUCUUGUUGGUGGCCAGAAACCCAAAAGGACACCACAUCGCCUGGCACUUUGUCAAAAAAAACUGGAGCAAGCUGGUUGAAAAACUGCAGUUAAGCUCAACCUCCAUCAGACACAUCCUGGUAGGCACCACAGGAAAGUUUACAUACCCUGAGGAAUACACUGAGGUUAAACUGUUCUUUGAGUCCAUCAGAGAACAGGCAUCUCAACUGAGAGCUCCUCAAAUCGCACUGGACAACAUGCAGAAAAAUAUUCUCUGGAUGCAGAGAAACCUGCAGACGUUAAAAAACUGGCUUAAUGAGAGGACAUAUGGCGGCUGAUUUUUAAGUAUUUUUUUAAAUGGUGUGUUGCGUGUAAAAAAAAAGAAAGGAAAAAAAUCACGGAGGAUCCUUUUUUCACAUGGAAAAAAAAAAGUUCUGUUAAUUUUACCAACUUAUUUGUGAGUAAGUGAGAUAAAAAGAUAAUGUUGCAAAAAAAAAAAAGUUUA
Molecule: messenger RNA, 3250 nt
Organism: Entelurus aequoreus (snake pipefish)
Lineage: Eukaryota; Metazoa; Chordata; Actinopteri; Syngnathiformes; Syngnathidae
Gene: erap2
Product: endoplasmic reticulum aminopeptidase 2
Exons: 21
Coding region: 246-3083 (945 amino acids)
Biological process (GO): peptide catabolic process; proteolysis
Cellular component (GO): cytoplasm
Molecular function (GO): zinc ion binding; peptide binding; metalloaminopeptidase activity
Source: RefSeq, a predicted model, not a curated record